AUGUCAUUGGCUGUGGAUGAGACGGCAGGGGACCUCCCAGUGAGGGAUGUGGGACUGCGGGCUGGUCUAAACCCCACGAUGCAAGACGCUGGCAGAGAGGUGGGGUCAUGGAGGAGGCCGCAGGUGCUGAAGAUAAAAGAUCGGCAGCGGGUGUUCAGGGUGCCCAGGGAGCAGCUGGAAGAGCAGUGUCUCCGCCUGCAGGAGGAGAACACCCUGCUGAGGCAGCACAGCCGCGCCCAGGAGCAGCGGAUCCGCAGGAUGUCCACCAAGCUGAUGCGUCUGCAGCAGGGCCGGCCAGGCACCUCCGGGCCGCGGGACGGGGAGAUGGAGGAAACCCUGCAGGAGCUGGAGGCACGCGUGGCCACCCUCGAGAGCCAGAAGGGGGCGCUGCAGAACAAGCUGAGCUUGGCCAGGCAGCACAUCCUGGAGCUCGGUGGCAGGGGCCACUACAGAGUGAGAGGGAGGAGCCAAGAUGGAGAGGGCGGAGUCAGACGGGCAGCCCAGACAGCUCCCCCCCGCUAUGGGCAGAACCCCACAGAGAGCCACCGAGAAGAGAUUGAGAGACUUCAAGCCCUUAUCAGGUCAAGUGUGGCGGACACCCAGCAGGUGAGGGUGACUGAGCUGGAGUCGGCCGCUCAGUCACUGAGAGACACCCUGAGAGAGAAGGAGCGGGAGAUCGAGGACACGAUGCGCGAACUGAGGAGACAACAGGCUGAAGGACACAGAGUCACGAUCAGAGAGAACGUGGACAUGAUCCGCCUGCAAAAGCAGCUUUCAGAAAAGAGUGCCGCCCUGCUGGUCAUCCAAGAGAAGUUCAGUGUGCUUCAGCAGGCUUGUGAGUCCCAGCUGGAAGAGAGUCAAAAGUCCAUAAAGGAGAGCCAGGAGGCCUUGCUGGGGAAGGUACAGGAGCUGACUGAGCAGCUAAAACAAGAGAGACAGAGAGUGCUGUGCCUGGAAGGACAGCUCACUACUGCCACCUUCUCUUCACAUGCCUUGGAGGAGCUGCAGGAAAGACUGGCUGAUGUGGAAGGAGAGAGGGAUCUGCUGAAGGAGAACUAUGACAGAUUGCUGGAGAGCACCAUGUCUGUGCAGAGUCGGUAUAAUGAGCGGCCAGGCCGAGAGAGGGAGAGGCACGUGGAGGAGAGCUGGCGGGCGGAGCUGCAGAGGCUGGAGAAGGCCCUGCGGGCAGAGCGCGCGGAGAGAGAGAGGCUGGAGGGCGAGCGAGAGCGCAUGCGUCAUGAGAGGGAGAGACCCGAGGAGCAGAAGGCCAACCCGCGAGAUGCUUCAGAGUCACUGAGAGAAAAGCACAGAAUCCUUGAGCAGGAAGUUCUGCGGUACAGGGAGGAAGUGACAUCACUGCAAGCGAGACUGGAUUCAGUAACAAAGGAGUUUGACAUGAGUGUGGAGGAGCUGAGUGAAACUCUCCUUCAGAUCAAGGCGUUCAGGCUCCAGCGAGAGGGGGAGCAGCAGUUGCGCUCACUCGGGGCUGAUGGGAAGGUGGAGGACUCCUCUGUGGAUCUGAGGAGCCUGCAGGCGUCGCAUGCAGAGACAGUGCUGGAGCUGCAGAAGAGCAGAGACAUGCUGCUGCUGCAGCAUCGCAUUAACAGCGACCUGCAGGCUGAGCUGCAGACUGUGACGGACAGGGCAGAGAGCGAGAGGGAGGAGAGCAGAAAGAGGAUGGGAGAGAAGGACAGACUGCUGGAGAGAAGAGCCCAGAGAAUAACUAUACUACAGGCUCAGCUCCAGGAACUGGCCUACAGCCCCAAAAACUACAAACGGACUAUACCACUUCAGUACACCUGGGCAGGGGGGGACCAAGAAGGGGCUGAGCAAGUGGAGGACGAUACCAUCUUCUCCCAGCUGCGGGGGGAAGAGUCUCUGCUGGAGAUCCACCUCAGGGGGGCUGCCUUCACCCCUGGGGGUCUGCGGGUCAUGGGAACGGGUCAGGACAGGGUCAGAGGUGGGGCUGGGGUCCAAGGGCGGGAGGUGGUGACCUUCUGUACCUACGCUCUGCUGGACUUCGAAACACACUCCACCCCUCUGAUUUCGGGGCCCCAACCAAAUUAUGGGUUCACGUCCCGCUAUGCCCUCUCUCCACGCGACCUGGGAGAGCUCCGGGGGCAGGGAGGGGGGGUCAGAGUGGAGGUGCACCAGGCGCUGGGUGGGGUGCAGUUUGUGACCCGGGGGCAAGCCUGGAUACCUCUGUCUGCAGCUCUGGACAGGAGUGAGCGACUGAGCGGGAAAGCCAACAUCACAGGCCCUAAAGGGGAGAUUCUGGGGGUGCUGGAGUACUGGGUGCGUCUGUACCCCCCGGCCGAGCAGACGGACAUGUCGACAGACAGACGGCUCACGCCCAGAGGAGCCCCCCACAGCACCCUGCUCUGGGAGGACAGCGUCCAGGAGGAACUGUUUGACUAUGGUGGAGGGACACCAAACGAGCUGGAGGUAGUGAUGGAGCGAUGCGUGGGACUGAGCACACGGUGGCCGGGACUACUUCCUGACGCCUACCUGCUGUACCGCCUGUACGACCUGCCGCCACACGUCUCUCCCACAGUGCCCUGCAGCACCGACCCCGUGUUUAACGACUCUGCGUCCUACCCACUGGCUGUGACGGUGGACAUGCUGGCCUACCUGCAGCAGGGCAGGCUGUGGGUGUACGCCUUUGACGACAGUGACGACCACCCCCCAGCGUCUUACCUGGCCAAGACCCCCAUUCCCCUGCGGGCGCUGGCUCUGGGACGAUCAAUCAGAGGUGACUUUGUGCUGAGAGAUGCGGGGGGAAGCCCGCGGGGCGUGGUCAGAGCCUCUCUCCGGUGGAAGUACCCAUUUCAACCACCAGAGGCGCACAAGAGAAGGUGGGAGACCGAUGAUGAAGAGAAAGAGAUGGAGAGACACAGACAGAGACCUGAGACCUUGAAGAGGCCCAUUGCCAAACCCAGGUCUAAGGCAGCUUUGUCCAAAGUGGAGACAGUCACUGAACGCAGAGAAACUCAAAAGCAGCCCCGGCCCCCACCAAUCAGGCUGAGACAACCUGACAGGGCUACACUCCGUAAAUCUCCUGAGCCAGGUAAAGCCACUCCCCACAGGUCACCUGAUCGAGCCACACCCCUGCUCUCACCUGAGCCGGCUGGCUCCGUGCCCCUGCGAUCCCCUGCAAGAAAGAGGGCCACAUCUCUCAGGUCACCUGAGCCAGAUCGAGCCACGCCCCUCAGGUCACCUGUCCGCGAGCGAAAGACACCCCGCCCACCUUCGAGACCGGCCUCGAGGAGAGCGUACUCCAGGGCUGAGGAAGUCCUGUCCCCGGGGGAGGAGGAGGAAGAGGAGGAAGAAGACAGAGGAGACAAAGCUCCCCUGGACAGUGAGGCGUCCGUCACAGAAUCUAGCGAAUCAAGAGCUUCCUCAGGCAGUGAUGUCAUCAUCAUUCCACACCCGCGCCGAGCCGUGAAAAAGGGCAACAAGCUGAGAGUGGAGAUUCUCUCUCUCUCUUUCCUCCCCAACUCCCAAGUCGCUCUUGACCAAUCUGUGCAUCGUGUCUAUGUGGAAUAUCGCCUCCUGGGCAUUCCCAUGGAAACCACUGAGACUCCCAUGUCUCUACGGAAACCAACUGAAGGAGAAGAGAUACAUUACAAUUUUUCAAGAGUGAUCUAUGUGGAUGGUGAGGAGGCAGCGUCGCUCAGACAGUACCUGUACACCAUGCUGGAAGGAACCGACCCUAACCAGGGCAGGUUAAAGUUCACCGUUGUGAGUGAGCCCAUGGAUGAGGAGGAGGAGGAGUGUGUGGAUGUUGGCCACGCCUACCUGGACUUACAGGACGUGCUGCAGACAGGAAGUGAUGUCAUCGAGCGGCAGAUUGACAUCGUCGGUGUGGAUGAGGACAGGGAGGUGGUGGGCAUGCUGAAGGUGUCUCUGGAAGCAGCUCAGACUCUGAGAGGAGUCUACUGGGAGUACCGGAACCUG
Megalops cyprinoides (Indo-Pacific tarpon) is the source of this 3957-nucleotide messenger RNA. RefSeq names its product RPGR interacting protein 1 (gene rpgrip1). Gene Ontology annotation, biological process: retinal rod cell development; non-motile cilium assembly. Lineage: Eukaryota; Metazoa; Chordata; Actinopteri; Elopiformes; Megalopidae. The annotation marks the transcript as partial. The transcript has 28 exons. Gene Ontology annotation, cellular component: photoreceptor connecting cilium. The record is from RefSeq and is a predicted model, not a curated record.